AAUACAAUCUCGGAUUCUUACUUCUCCCGUGUGGGCACUUCUAAACUUUUUCUCAGGGAUUUUUUUCUCUCACAACCUGGCAACCCGUAGAGAGCAGCAAGCAGCAGUUGCCAGAACAAGUUGCCAGAACAAGAGGAUGUGUCCUAUCCCUGGAGAGAAAAGAUAGAAGAGUCUGAGCUGAAUCUUAACGAGGACGUGGAUCUGUCGGAGGAGAUCUGAGGAGACGACCAGGAACAGGAGAGAAGAGGAGGAGAAGGAGGGAUAAAAGAGGAGGAGGAGAACAGAGCAUGGGCCAUUCCUGCUUGUGGAUUUUUCUGCUGUCCCUGUCUCUCUCCCACCAGGCAGUCACUGAACAGGCAGAAGCAUGUCGGACGGCGGAGCCUGCAGACCUAGUGUUCUUGGUGGAUGAGUCGUGGGGCGUGGGCCAGACCAGCUUCUCCAGGGUUAAAGACUUCAUCUCGGCCAUCAUCAAUUCCUUUCAGGACAGCGUGGUGGGGUCCGAGGGCAUCCGCUUUGGCGUCACCGUCUACGGAGAUAUACCCAGGAUGCGUAUCGCCCUGACAGACUACAGUAGUCUCGAGGAGGUCCUGAGGGCAGUAAAGGACCUCCCCUUUGAAGGCGGGGCCAGUCGAACGGGCGACGCCCUCCAGUUCCUGGUGGAUUAUGUCUUCAGUGCGGCUAUCACCAGGGACAAUACCCCCAAGAUUGCUGUCCUGAUCACAAACGGCCGUUCGGAUGACCAGGUGGAUGGGCCGGCCAAGGCUGUCACAGACAAUGGAAUCUCUAUCUAUGCAGUGGGGGUGAGAGGAGCCGACGAAUCAGAGCUGCGCAGGAUUGUGACUGAGCCCCACGAGGAACACCUGUUGUUAGCCGCUGACUUCUCUCUCUUGGAUGCUCUCCUGCCCAAACUGUCCCGAAGAAUCUGUUUCACCGCCUCUGAACCCCCACGCCCCGUCAAACACACCCCGGCUGUGGAGGAGCGUGUGGUGGGUCCCCGGGACCUUCAGGUGAGUGAGCUAGCCUACAGUAGUCUGAGGCUGACCUGGAGCCAGGCCACAGGGGACGUCACCGGCUACCGCCUCCUGGUCACCCCCCUCAGUCCCAAGGGACAGCUGCUGCCCAGCCUGCAGACACAGACUGAUCUGAAAGGUGAUGAGAGGACAUCUCUAGUGACAGAGCUGACUCCUAAGACAGAGUACUCUCUGACUGUCUACGCCAUCUACCCUGGCCUCAUUGGAGACUCUGCCACCAUCAUUACACAGACACCCCCUGUGCCUCCUGUCUCAAACUUCCGUGUGAUGGAGGAGGGCCUCUUCUCUCUGAGGUUGGCAUGGACACCACCUCUAGGGAAGCUCGAGGGAUACAAGAUAUUCAUCCCCAGAUCCGACCGGCCAGGACUGACCUAUGAGCAGGUGCUGCGCGGCGACACCUCCUCCCAUGUGAUUGACAGCUUGGAGGAGGAUAAGAAGUACACCGUCAGUAUCUUUGCUAUUUACCCCCAGGGCCCCAGCCAACCUGUCUCGAUCGUCGGCAAAACACUGAAACUGGUUCCAGUGCAGCAGCUCCUGGUCCAAAACGCCACCACAGACACCGUCCAGGCCCGCUGGGGCUCAGUGAAGGGGGCCACGGGGUAUCGCAUCACCUGGUCCUCCUCAGAGGGCCAUAGAGAGAACGUGAACCUGGGGGAGACCUUUAACUUCUACAUGAUCCAGGGCCUCCACCCAGGCACUGAGUACGCCAUCACCAUCAACCCCAUCUUUGUGGACAUCGAGGGCCCUGUCAUCUCUAUCCCAGCCAAGACACUGGAGAGCAGUGCAGUCCAGACUCUGAAGGCAUCGGCAGUGAGCACCAACAGUGCCAUGGUCUCCUGGAACUCUGUCCCUGGGGCCACCGGCUACAGACUAGCCUGGGGGCCCACUCCAGAGUUUGUGGGUCGGGACCGUCCUAGGCAGCUGGCUCUGAACGGCUCCACCACAGAGCACCUUCUGAAGAACGUGGUCCAUGACACAGAGUAUGUCCUGUCUCUUUACGUCCUGUUUGGAUCACUGGUGGGUCCCGGCGUCUCAGCUACCUUCCGCACCUCCCCUUUGGGAUAUGUGUCUAACUUCCACGUGACUUCCUACACCAGUUCCUCCAUCGACGUGGAGUGGAGUCCCGUCGUGGGGUCCACCGAGUACAAACUCACCUGGAACAUCGAUGGCAACACUCCCCAGUCCCAGUAUUUGGACCGCAGCGUUCUGUUCCACCGCAUUGAGGGCCUCAACCCAGAGACAGUCUACAUAGUUAGCAUCCACGCUGUCUACGGCAACACAGAGGGGCCAGAAAUCUCCCUCUCACAGCUCACAGCGUCGGUGACAGAGUCAGAGCUGAUCCAGGCGGUCAAGGAGGUGAAGGUGGUGGAUGUCGGAAUCAACUCCUUCAUACUGACCUGGAAGAGAACACCUGGGGUCACUGGCUACAAGAUCUCCUGGAGCCCCUUCCAUGGUGGCGAUGAGAAGUCCCAGCUAGUCUCUUCCUCCACGACCUCCUUCACGAUCCCUAAGUUACAGGAGAGCUCGGCCUAUAAGAUCCAGGUGGCAUCUAUGGUGGGGGGCCGAGAAGGGAGCCCGUUCCUGGUCACUGCACGCACCUUGGACCUGCCUAAAGUGAACGGCUUUGCAGCGCUGAACACCACAGACAGCAGUACUUCCCUCAACUGGAUCAGAGUUGCCGAGGCUUCUGGGUACCUGCUCUCCUGGAGGCACAUCUCAGAGUUGGACACCAAAAAGGAGAAGCUUGGCCCUUCUGCCACCAUGUUUAAGCUGAGUGAUCUGCUGUAUGGCAGGACCUACAUCUUCACCAUCAGACCUCUGUAUGGAGAGGUGGAGGGACCCAUCACCUCUAUCAACCACAGGAUAGUGGCCAAGGACCGUCCUCUGGUGCCUGUCCAGUCUUCACCUGUCACGCCUUCCCCUCUCCUCCCUCACACCCUCACCGCCUCCCACCCCAACGCAGCCAAAACCACCAAAGCCCACACCCGCUCCACUGUCACCAAAGCCCCCUCCAAAACCACCUCCGGCACCGCCAAGAAACCCCCAAGCACCACCGUUGUCAAAACAGCUGCAGCCACCACCAGCGUCGGCCAUCUUACCACCAAUACCAGAAACGUAUUGGUUUUGAAUACAGAGACAACUGUUGGACCAGGGCCAGUGUGUGGCAGGGUGAAGGCAGACAUAGUGUUCCUGGUGGAUGAGUCAUGGAGCAUCGGAUCCAAUAACUUUGCCAAGCUCAAGGACUUCCUGUUCCGGGUUGUCACCUAUUUCCCUGUGAUUGGUCCUCAGGGCACACAGAUAGCAGUUGUGCACUACAGUGAUGAACCAAGGAUAGAGUUCAAACUGAAUGAUUACAAGAACAGGAACUCUGUUCUAAAGGCUCUGAGAGGAGUACACUAUGGAGGAGGCAACACCAAAACAGGGAAGGGGAUGAGCUACGUUCUGAAGGAGCUGUUCCAGGAGUCUCUGGGGAUGAGGCAGGAGGUGCCUCAUGUCUUGGUGUUGCUGACAGAUGGCCGGGCCGUGGACGAUGUGGAGCAACCCUCCAGGAUCGCACAGGCUUAUGGUGUGAGUGUGCUGGCCAUCGGGGUGGCCAAUGCAGACAUGGACGAGCUGAAGAAGAUAGCAUAUCCAGCCAGCUACCAGAACAUCUUCUACGCCAGGGACUUUGAUGACUUCUCUUCCAUAGAGAGAGAGUUCAUCAGCAACAUCUGCAGCGAGGCGCUGCUCUCUGAGUUCAGACAACACGACGAGUCUGCCCAGCUGGACACUCCAACUGAUGACCCUGAUGAGCUGACCAAACCCCAGGGCCCCUGCUCCUUACAGUGCAAGGGGCAGAAAGGUGAAAAGGGAGAUGGCUCUGGUAAUGGUGGACUGAGACUCCAGCAAAACACUGCAAUGUUUGAGUCAAUUGGCCUCAAGUCCAAAGGAGAGAAAGGAGAGAGAGGACUUCCUGGAACAGAUGGUGUCCCCGGGUUGCCAGGACGACCAGGACGAACCGGACCCCCAGGUUCAGCCGGACAACGGGGUUUAGAAGGUGUUCCAGGUGAUCUGGGUCCUCCUGGUAUCACUGGUCCAAAAGGCCAGAGAGGAGAGAGGGGGGAGCCUGGGUAUGUUAUAGGGGGCAUAGGAGACGGCCAUUAUGCUCCUGGACGAAAGGGAGAGCCUGGAUCAUCAGGACCCCAAGGGGCUCCGGGUGUACCAGGGGUCUCUGGACCCUCAGGCCUGCCUGGACAGUCAGGUUCACCUGGGUCCUCAGGGAUAUCUGUUAAGGGGGAACAUGGGGAGGCAGGUGCUAAAGGUUUGCGUGGGAAAGCAGGGGCCAAAGGAGACAAAGGAGAUCAUGGUAAAGAUGGCCAAGCAGGGUUACCUGGUCCCAUUGGAAUUGAUGGUGUUCCAGGCUUCCCAGGUCAAAAGGGAUAUAAGGGAGAGGAGGGGAUCGGGGUUCCCGGUGUCCAGGGGCCUCGUGGAGAGCCAGGGGAGAAGGGAAAUAUAGGCCUAUCAGGACCUGAGGGACUAAAGGGAGAGGCUGGUGUUCAAGGGAUACAAGGGAUUGUCGGACCACGGGGGAAGAAGGGAGUGAAAGGCAUCCAAGGGGAUAAGGGCGAUCGAGGAGAGGUGGGGCCUAUGGGAACACAGGGAGUGACAGGGUUUGCGGGGGCUCUUGGCCAGAAGGGUGACGAGGGACAGAGAGGAGUUCCUGGUGACCCAGCCAAAGGGAUCCUUGGUCCCACAGGAAAGAAGGGUACCAGGGGUGACAUUGGUCCCAUCGGUCCGACUGGACCCCAGGGAGUAAAAGGGGUCCAAGGAGUCAAAGGAGAGAAGGGUAGUCCUGGGUUCGGCAUUCCUGGACAGCAGGGACCAAAGGGAGAAAACGGUGAAAGGGGAAAUGUUGGCUUGUCUGGGAAACCUGGACCCAAGGGGCACGAUGGCUCUAAAGGGGCAGGGGGAACUGUUGGGGUCCCCGGGAAUCCUGGAGCACCAGGACUAAGAGGUAAAGAUGGUGUGCCUGGAAUCAAAGGAGAAUCAGGACUACGGGGAGAGCAGGGACCAGCGGGUGAGCCUGGUGAGAGAGGAACAAGGGGCCCACUGGGGUUACCGGGACGACCAGGGGACCCAGCAGAGAAAGGAGAUACCGGGAACAUUGGUUUGCCUGGAACGGAGGGAAAGAAAGGAGAGCCUGGAAAACCAGGACCUCCGGGAGGCGCGCAAUUCAGUUCAGACAACAAUAUCCUGACUAGGGUGAUCAAGGGUGAACCAGGACAUCCCGGAGAGCCCGGUCUCAGAGGGGAGACAGGUCUGCCUGGACAAAGGGGUCCUGAUGGAAAACCAGGAUCUCCAGGAACGGGAGGGUCUGGGUCAGGGAGAGAUGGUCUGGAUGGGUUACCAGGAAAACCUGGAUCCAAGGGUGACCCAGGAAAGACAGGCGAGCCAGGAACGAGGGGAGAGAAAGGAGACCAAGGCAGGGUGGGGAUUGCUGGAAUGCCUGGAUUACCUGGGACCCCAGGUAGACCUGGCAUUGAUGGAAAGAGAGGUCUGGCUGGAAAAGAUGGAGAGCAAGGACAAAGAGGAGAUGAUGGCAAAAAGGGUGAUACAGGUGAAUCGGGAGCUGAGGGUAAAAAAGGGGAAUUGGGUGCUCCGGGCCCACCUGGUACCCAUGUUCUGGUCACUCAACAAGAGGGUGCCACCCUUGAAGAGAUGAGACAGGCAUUCCCUUUGCCAAUGGGACCUCCUGGGGCUAAAGGUCCACCAGGGAUGAAGGGUGACGCUGGUCUUCCAGGGAAAGCAGCUGACAUGAAGAACAUUGAAGUAAUGUUUGAAGACUAUGGCAUAAGGCUGCCCUUGCUGAAGGCACUGAUUGACAGGCUGCUGCAGGACGGCAUGGAGGAGCUUCUGCAGGAGCUAACCACCUCUAGAAGAGUCAAUGAGAAGGAGAAACACGGCUCCAACAUUAUCACUGACUACACAAGAACUGUAAAGUAUGAGAUCUCCAAGGAGCCUCUGACAGAGAUGGACACCAUAGAGGAGGCAGUUGACUCUGACCUAGACAGACAGCUACCAGAACCUAACUCUGAUGCUUUGAAUGAAACGGCGGAGGGCCCCACAUUCUGGAGCCUCACCCCUCUUAAUGGUCUUAAUGGGGUCCAAGACGUGGGGAGGAUAGAGAGCACCUCUAAGGGGAUAGAGGGGACACUGACAGUAGACGAGGACUUCAGUGAAGCUCCCUCCCCCAAGUUGGCUUUAUCAAACUCAACAUUUAACAAGACAACGUCUGAAGAGAGGGUCUCUGAGGUACCAGGGACAAUAGUAGAAACUGUUCUCCUCAGUGGGGAAGACUCCUUGAAGAAAAAGAAGAGUCGGGAACGGAAGGGCAAGGGACAGAAAGGACGACAUAAGAGGCAAAGACAACGCCUGACGAGUACAGAGGAGGAAGAGGAAGCGGAGGAGGAGGAAUUAUACGAUGGGGAUGAGUACAGUUAUGAAUAUGAGGAUUCCACAGAUGAUCCCUCACUGUCAAUUGAAAAGCAAGGGGAGUUUGAAAUCACAACAGAAAGCACACUACAUGGAAUGAGCAAAGAGAGUGGCCUGACAACUUUAGGUCCAUAUCCAUCCCAGUCACCGGGAGACAGUGAAAAGCAGGGGGAAUUCAUCACACCUGUCCUUCCUAGCACAACGGAAGAAACAGAGAAGGAUUCCACAGAUGAUCCCUCACUGUCAAUUGAAAAGCAAGGGGAGUUUGAAAUCACAACAGAAAGCACACUACAUGGAAUGAGCAAAGAGAGUGGCCUGACAACUUUAGGUCCAUAUCCAUCCCAGUCACCAGGAGACAGUGAAAAGCAGGGGGAAUUCAUCACACCUGUCCUUCCCAGCACAACGGAAGAAACAGAGAAGGACCUUUCCUCAAUCCAGAAAGAUUGAGACUGUAGAUUAGUAAACACGGAGUGUUGGUAUAAACUGUGAAGUGAAGUGUAUCGCUGGUGAGGAGCAGUCUACCCUUAACCUGACCAGCAUAACAUGAGGAGGGACUUCGCUUCGUCGCGCAAUGAUGAUGUAAUUUGUCCAAUGUCACUCGUCCAAUGCCACUUCUAUGACCAGAAUCGUGUGUUAUACUUAAUUCAAAUACCUAAAAGAUGAACAAUACAUAGGUAAAGCUAAGUUAAAUCAAGACAGUGUAUUAUAUAAGGAUUAUUGGACUAAUAAAUCCUUCCAUCAGAUGUCAGUGUUAUUUUAGCAUCGACUUUGCAUAAACUCAUUUAUUUAUUAAAGAAGUUGAAACCGUUACAUUGGACCUAAGCUGUAGUAUCUCUCUGUCGCUUCAGUAUUACAACAGUUUUAACCUCCUCGUAAUUUGUUCAACCGUAUUCUAAUGUUUUCAGUGUAUCGCUGCUUAUCAAUUCCUCAACCAAAUGUUAUUUAUUGAAAACAUGGAAAUAGAUUGUAUUUUGUUCCUUUUCUGUAUUACUUACUACUUUUUCAAUGAAAUGUGUUUCCAUCAUAUUCUUCAGAAUAUACAGUAUUCAAACCUGUUUACACUGGUGAAAUGUUGGCAGUCUAAAGUUUUCUCUUUGUAUUUAACCUCUCUGUGUGCAUGUAAGUAAAUGUUCAAAUGAU
Molecule: messenger RNA, 7643 nt
Organism: Oncorhynchus mykiss (rainbow trout)
Lineage: Eukaryota; Metazoa; Chordata; Actinopteri; Salmoniformes; Salmonidae
Source: RefSeq, a predicted model, not a curated record